Molecule: messenger RNA, 540 nt
Organism: Polypterus senegalus (gray bichir)
Lineage: Eukaryota; Metazoa; Chordata; Cladistia; Polypteriformes; Polypteridae
Product: trypsin inhibitor ClTI-1-like
Exons: 5
Coding region: 166-429 (87 amino acids)
Molecular function (GO): protein binding
Source: RefSeq, a predicted model, not a curated record
GCUUCCCGAAGUCUGCGCACGUUGCUGCAUUUGUUCGAUUGUUUCUUGACUUUGUUUGCGUCUGUUUAAUGUGUGCCACCUUAUAACCUGAGGGCACCAGCUUGUUGAGCAGCCAGUCUGAGUCAGACACACACAGUCACACUCACACCAACAAGACAAUUUAAGAUGUCUGCCAUGUGCCUCCUGCUGCUGUGCGUCACCUUCAUUUGCCUCUCAGUCCUGACCAGCGGGGCGACCAUCCCUCCGGGUGUCACCAAGCCUGACUGUGACAAAUAUGACACUGAUGGCUGCCAACGGUUCCUGGACCCUGUGUGUGGCACCAAUGGCAAAACCUAUGUCAAUGAGUGCGUCCUCUGUUGGGACAUAAAAAGCAAGAACGAUUUGGUCUACAUUGUAAGCCGAGGAUUCUGUUUCCCCCCUGGGCAAUGACCAGCAUUGAUCUUCACCCCACGUCCCACCACUUCACCAGCUCCCAUCUGACCCACUGCAGUCCCUGUGAAUCUUCCAAAUCUAAAAUAAACAUUAACUGACGGCAUCAAA